UGCCGGCGGUCCUCGACGACUCGAAACGCCAGUCAGUCUCUGGUCCACUCGAAGCCGCGCUGUUAACCUUCUAUCUCAUCGAACACCGCUCGCCGCAGCCAUGGGUGACAAGCAUGGCCGCUCCGACUCGUACAGGGUCGCAACGAUACCGCAAAUUCGCGACGACAACAAAACGGCCGACGGGAUGUACAAGUCGCGGCGGAAGAAUCCAAAGCGGAAGACGGACAAUUUGGAUGACCUGAAGCAGGAGUUGGACAUUGACUUCCACAAAAUUACACCCGAGGAACUGUAUCAGAGAUUUCAGACGCACCCCGAAAACGGCCUCAGCCAUGCGAAGGCAAAAGAGAAUCUGGAGAGGGACGGUCCGAACUCGCUGACACCGCCGAAACAAACGCCGGAAUGGGUGAAAUUCUGUAAAAAUCUGUUCGGCGGUUUCGCGUUACUGUUGUGGAUCGGCGCGAUCCUCUGUUUCAUCGCGUACUCGAUCCAAGCAUCAACCAGCGAGGACCCGAACGACGACAACCUGUACCUGGGCAUCGUGUUGGCGGCGGUCGUCAUAGUGACUGGCAUAUUCUCGUAUUACCAGGAGAGCAAGUCCAGCAAGAUCAUGGAAUCGUUCAAGAACAUGGUACCGCAGAUCGCGACGGUGAUCAGGGAGGGCGAGAAGCUGACGCUGAAGGCGGAGGAAUUGGUACUGGGCGACGUAGUGGACGUGAAGUUCGGCGAUCGUAUACCGGCCGACAUUCGCAUCAUCGAGUCCAGGGGAUUCAAAGUGGAUAAUAGCUCGCUGACCGGUGAAUCCGAGCCCCAAUCGAGGUCUCCAGAGUUCACGAACGAGAACCCGUUAGAGACGAAAAACCUCGCGUUCUUCUCGACGAAUGCCGUUGAAGGCACCGCGAAGGGUGUGGUGAUCUGCUGUGGCGAUCAGACAGUAAUGGGAAGGAUUGCUGGCCUGGCAUCCGGCCUUGACACCGGCGAGACACCGAUCGCUAAAGAGAUACACCAUUUCAUCCACUUGAUCACUGGUGUUGCCGUAUUCCUCGGUGUCACGUUCUUCGUAAUCGCGUUCAUUCUCGGUUACCAUUGGCUCGACGCUGUCAUCUUCUUGAUCGGUAUUAUCGUGGCUAACGUACCGGAGGGUCUGCUCGCGACGGUGACCGUCUGCCUCACGCUAACCGCCAAGCGUAUGGCGUCGAAGAAUUGCCUGGUUAAAAAUCUGGAGGCUGUCGAGACAUUGGGCUCAACGUCGACCAUCUGCUCGGACAAGACCGGCACGCUCACGCAGAAUCGUAUGACCGUUGCUCACAUGUGGUUCGACAAUCAGAUCAUCGAGGCGGACACGACGGAGGAUCAGUCGGGGCUUCAGUACGACCGUACCAGCCCUGGGUUCAAGGCGCUCGCGAAAAUCGCCACGCUGUGCAACCGUGCCGAGUUCAAGAUCGGCCAGGAUGACAAGCCGAUACUGAAGAGGGAAGUGAACGGCGACGCGUCCGAAGCCGCUCUGUUGAAGUGCAUGGAGCUCGCCCUCGGCGACGUGAUGGGCAUCAGGAAACGUAACAAGAAAGUCUGCGAGAUACCGUUCAACUCAACCAACAAGUAUCAGGUCUCUAUCCACGAAUCGGACAAUCCGGACGAUCCGCGACACCUUCUCGUGAUGAAGGGCGCGCCCGAGAGGAUCCUCGAUCGUUGCUCCACCAUCUUCAUCGGCGGUAAGGAGAAGGUGCUCGACGAAGAGAUGAAGGAGGCGUUCAACAACGCUUACCUGGAGCUCGGUGGCCUUGGUGAACGUGUGCUCGGCUUCUGCGACUUCACACUGCCGUCCGACAAGUUCCCGAUCGGCUUCAAGUUCAACUGCGACGACCCGAACUUCCCGGUCGACGGGCUCCGCUUCGUCGGCCUGAUGUCUAUGAUCGACCCGCCGAGGGCUGCGGUGCCCGACGCGGUCGCCAAGUGCCGUUCCGCCGGCAUCAAGGUCAUCAUGGUAACCGGUGACCAUCCGAUCACUGCCAAAGCCAUUGCCAAAUCUGUCGGCAUCAUCUCUGAAGGUAACGAGACCGUCGAGGACAUUGCUCAACGGUUGAAUAUCCCGGUAUCCGAAGUCAAUCCACGCGAGGCGAAAGCCGCCGUCAUCCACGGAACCGAACUCAGGGAACUGAACUCCGACCAACUGGACGAGAUCCUCAGGUACCACACCGAAAUUGUGUUCGCCCGUACCUCGCCACAGCAGAAGCUCAUCAUCGUCGAAGGCUGCCAGCGAAUGGGUGCUAUCGUCGCUGUAACCGGUGACGGUGUGAACGAUUCUCCCGCGUUGAAGAAGGCCGACAUCGGUGUAGCAAUGGGUAUCGCUGGUUCGGACGUGUCCAAGCAGGCGGCCGACAUGAUUCUGCUCGAUGACAACUUCGCCUCGAUCGUGACCGGUGUCGAGGAGGGUCGAUUGAUCUUCGACAACCUGAAGAAAUCCAUCGCGUACACCCUCACCUCGAACAUACCCGAGAUCUCACCCUUCCUGGCGUUCAUCCUUUGCGACAUCCCUCUGCCUCUCGGUACCGUCACUAUUCUCUGCAUCGACUUGGGAACGGACAUGGUGCCAGCGAUAUCCUUGGCGUACGAGCAUGCGGAAUCGGAUAUCAUGAAGAGAAGACCUCGUGAUCCUUAUCGGGACAAUCUCGUCAACGAAAGGCUUAUUUCGAUGGCGUAUGGUCAGAUCGGUAUGAUCCAGGCAGCCGCCGGUUUCUUCGUCUACUUCGUGAUCAUGGCUGAGAACGGGUUCCUGCCUCUGCAUCUGUUCGGUAUCCGGAAAAUGUGGGACUCGAAGGCUAUCAACGAUCUCCGUGACAGCUACGGCCAGGAAUGGACGUACAGGGAUCGUAAGACGCUGGAGUUCACCUGCCACACAGCCUUCUUCGUUUCGAUCGUUAUCGUCCAGUGGGCCGAUUUGAUCGUUUGUAAGACGCGACGUAACUCCAUCAUCCACCAGGGAAUGAGAAACUGGGCCCUGAACUUUGGUUUAGUGUUCGAGACCGCCCUCGCCGCGUUCCUAAGCUACACACCCGGCAUGGACAAAGGUCUCCGCAUGUUCCCUCUCAAAUUCGUCUGGUGGCUGCCCGCCCUUCCCUUCAUGUUCGCCAUCUUCAUCUACGACGAGACGAGACGAUUCUACCUCCGCCGGAAUCCAGGAGGCUGGCUCGAGCAAGAAACUUACUAUUAAACGCGAUGGAGAAUUUAAUCAUACACGCAGAGCGCGCGCGCAAGAGUUACAAGAGCGAGAGAUGCAGAGAGAAUGAUGAGAGAGAAAGAGAGAGUGAGAUAUGCAUAUUACCCACGCAAAUAUACACAGAGAGAAACUAAUAAGUAAAAAAGAAAAAAAAACAGAACAAAAAAAAACCGGAUAUGCGAAAUAAAACCGGAGAGAAGGAGGAAUAUAGUGAAACAACCAAAAAACAAAUGGCGAGAAGAGAGGAAGAGAAGAGGAAGAUGAGAGAUCACUCACGUUAAAUACACACACAAACACACACACACAUAUAUAUAUGUGUAUAUAUAUAUAAAAAAUAUAUAUAUAUAUAUAUAUAUUUUAUCAUGGGGCGUGCUAUUCGGGUCUAAUCGUACUGUCGCGUGAUGACGAGAUUAUUUUAGAUGGGGAUAAUUCGCAUCAGCUGGAGCCGAAUCGUCGAACGAAAACCAUCGCCACUCAGUCAUUACAAUAUAAUAGAGUGUCUUGCUGUUGUUUCGUCGAAGAAACAAAGAAGAAAAAAAAAAAAGAAAAAGAAACGCUUCUCGCGUGGGAGUAGACAAAACGUGGCUUGCGAGAGCACUCUCAUUUUAGAUGUUUGCGCAAAGUACAAAACGAGAACACGAAACGUGUAAGGGAAGAGGAUAAAUGUGGGAAGAACAGGUGUACGACGAGAAAAAGAUAGAGAAAGGGGAAGAAACGUUCGUCGUUCUGGCUCUGCGAGUUGCUUGCACGCGCGUGCCGGUGUAUCAUUAAAACAGAGAGAGAGAGUGAGAUCGUCGUUCGAGAAACAUCGAAAGAAUCGACGAAGACAACAACAAAAAUAAAUAAAUAAAUAAAUAAAUAAAAUAAAAAGGGUUCUACGAGCAACGUCGUCGGGAAGAUUUGAAGCUUCCGGGUACACACACGUCUGAAACGAAUUCACGAGGAUUAUGAGGGUCUGGCGCUGCCAUCGGAUUAUCGACGAACGUAUCGAGAAACAAGAAAAUGAACGCAGUAGGGCCUAAGACACACACAGAGCGUAAGAAGGAAAAUGAAAACAAUAAAAACGGCGUAGGACGGGAGUCACCGAGGAGGCGAAAGAGAGAGACUGUGAAGUAUGAAGAGUACAAGCCCGGCCAGUAGGACACCCGUGUAUCUUUUUGGCAACGGAGGGAUACUGAAAAAAUGGCGACAAAUCGUCGGAUAACGCGCACGUCCGCAUGAACGUCGACGGGUGUACGACAUGAAUGAACCUUUUUAGAGGAGAGAAAAAAAGAAACAAAAAAAAAUUAAAAAGCGGAUAAUUUAGCAUCGAUGGAGCAUUCCGUAGACGUCUUGUGAUAUCAGAGAAAAAAAAAAAAAAUAUUCAUAUAGGCAUCCCGUUAAGUAAAAGGAGCAAAGAUCACUGCGCUAGAUUGGCACACCCUUGUUAAGAGUUUAAAAGAAAAAAAAAAAAUUAAAAAAUGCAAUGUAGUCACGGUAUAAAAAAAAAAAUAAAUAAAUAAAUAAGAGCGGUAUUAUAAAUGUUACAUUGAUGCAGAAGUUUAAGAAUCGAUGACGAGAAUAUCAUUCGCAGUCGAAGCACACGAAAGAAAAAAACGUAUUUACAGAUAGACGUCUCGUGACACCUAACAGUCUUAAAUAGAAACUUCUUAAUUGCUAAUUAAAGGAAAAAAAAAUAAUAAUAAUGAUGAAAAAAACGAGAAAAUCAGUACGCUAGAUUGGCACGCCCUAGAAGUUAUUCAUACGCGACAGAGAGAAAAAGAGAGAGAGAAAGAAAGAGAGAGAGAGAGAGAGAGAGAGAGAGAGAGAGAGAGAGAGAGAGCGACGGAGAGGGAGCAAGCGAGAGUAUGUGUGUGCGUGUGUGUAUGUGUGUGUGAAAGAGAGAGAGAAUAAGAGAGAGAGAAAAUAAAUAAAAAAAAAGAACCUUAAAGAAAUUUAAAAAAUGAUGAAAAAACAGCAAAAAAAAAAAACAAAGAAUAAGAAUACAGAAAUAAUGAAAGCGCGUUUACAGUACUCAUUAUUAUUCUUAUUACAAGUAAUGUCGUUCGGUUUGAGUCUUUAAAAUCCGAGUAGCUAUCGAAGAAGCCAGAAGUCGCAUCGUGUAGAUAUUCUAGUAGUUUGUGAGUCUCUGUAUGAGAAUCGCUACGCGAUAGAGAAACGGGCCAGGCAUGGACUACAAACGGAACAAAAGGAAAAGAAAAGACGAAAGGAAGAGGUAAAAGAAGAAAUAGACGCGCGGGGGCGAGCACGGGGAACGAAGGCAGUAUAGUAACUAUCGACCGAAUCACUAUCAACGGAUCUUACGUAUCAAGAUACAUAUAACGUCGAUAAACGAAGAAACAAAGAAGAAGACAAACACAGUCAGAAUAGAGAAGAUAUACGUUGUUGUAAAUCGCGCGCGAGUAAAAUGGUAAAGCGGUGGCCGCGGCUCUGGUAGGCCAUUGAACUGGACGACCUGCGUGCCAUCGCACUAACCGGCGAAACUGGACAAAAAUGAAUUACGAAAAUGUUAUUAAUUAAAGUAAGAAAAGGAAAAAAAGAGAUGGCGAGCUAAGUAGACAUUGCGAGAAUUUAAAAAUAGUCGCGCAACUGUGGGGGCUACGAUAGUCGAGGUAAGGGGAUAUUAAAAAAAAAAAAAAAUGCUAAUAGAGGAUGAUAACGACGUAGAGGAAGCACAGAGUAAAAAAAAAAAAAAAAGACGGAACCGAGAAAAAAAUGCAAGCAGAUGAAAAAACGCAGUUAAAAAAAAAAAAAGACAUUCUUACUUAGGCGAAACUAAAAAGUAAAGGGAAAAAAAAAAGGUAUAAAUUCAUUCUCUUAGUUUCUUCAUAGGUUUAAAAAAAAGAAAAAAAAAAAGAAAAAAAAAACGCCAGCGGGACAGCUCGCUAUAAAAUCAUAUUUGACCCCCGAACGCAGAACGCCCUGUACCACUAACCCGCGGUCUGUCGUGUGUAUGUGUGUGUCAGUAUCGAAACAACGCCCCCUCGAGUUCUUUUUAGGAGCAACAACAAGCCAUCGACAGCAACACGAAAAAAGAAAAAUUUAGAAAAAAGAAAAAAAAGAGAAAAAAAAAAGUGAACAAAACGAACGAAGGUGACUUAAAAUGCCUGCCACGCGACUUUUCGGGCCGGGACGAUCCGAGACGUGCGAUCAUAUCAGGUCUUGUUUCGAGCUUCUUCGAUGUGAAAAGAGAAACACACCAAGCAUACCGGGUAGAAAAAAAAAAAGGAAAAAAGAAAAACGUUAGAAUUGAAGUUUUCGUUUCUCUUCUUUCGUCUCUUUUUUUUUUUUUUUUUUGUCGAUUUUCAAGAUCCUUGUUGCUCGCUUUCGCGGCUUUUCGAUGUGUACGCGCGCGCGCGCAUGUGCCGGCAACGUUAGUGAAGAGGGCGCUUCGUUUCGAGUUUCGAGCGGAGAAUCCGGGGGGGCGAAGCGUUAAAGUAAGUGGCAAACUAUUUAGCUUGUCGACUAAAUUUCAUCGUCGUUUGCCAAACCUGACCCCGAAAAAUCAACGAACAGCCUCGGCGUGUCUGCCACGUUCUCUGGUUCCUCUGGUUCUGCACGAAUCAAAAGGCGAACGGACCGUCGAGGAUUCAGGUAGACGAAGGGUGACGCUCGCUCGGCGGCCCUGGCCCCAAAACUACCCUAAGUGUUCAAUAGUCGAGGUGUUCUCGAGGUGCCGUACACGCGCAACACGUUCUUCGCUCGCCAAUUUCCCCCCGAAUUUUCACCAUGUUCGCGAAUCGAAGAAAAAGACCCAAUAUAUCCCUCGCGGGUUACGACGUUCCUCCAGCCCUUCCGAUGAAUUUUCUCUGUUGUGCGCGCGAAGGGCUGGUUGAAUUUACUUGGCCCCUCCAUUCACGUAAAAACACUACGUUGAAUCUUGACUUUCUCUCCAAUUCAAUCGAAAAAUUCGGUGGGAGCCGGCGAAAACUUUAACCGAAUCGUUUUUUGAGACACGUGGAUCGUCACUCGAAUCCAAUACCGACAAACUCCUUGAAAGGAACCGGAACAGGAAAGAGAAAGAGAGAGAGAGAAGCGAGAAGGAGAGCAGCAGUGUACCGUUGCGCGUUGCUCGUCGAACUCGGACUUGGAUUACAGCCCGAUAAAAAGAAAAAAAAAAAAAAAUACACGAAAUGUUCACAUAGGGAAAAAACAAAAAAAAAAAACGUCCCCAGUUUUCUUCUUCUCCAACGCGGAGAAGUAAGAUGCUCGAAAAAUGGAAAAGGAAAAAAGAAAAAAUAAAAAAAUAAAAACGAAUCAGCCGUUACAGUGCUAGGUGUUGAGAAGCAGAGAGUUGUUCAAUGUUACUCCAAUUAAUUCCGUUUUCGUGGUGUUUUUUUUUUCUUUUUUGGUUUCGCGUUGCGGGACAGUGUGUACCGAUAGCUCCGUGUGUCUGUAUGUGUGUAUGUGUGUAUGUGGGCGCGUGUGUUGUUCGAGAAAGAUCGAUCAUUCCUGUCACAACGAAAUCGAAC
This is a messenger RNA of Frieseomelitta varia, 7686 nucleotides long. RefSeq names its product sodium/potassium-transporting ATPase subunit alpha (gene Atpalpha). Gene Ontology annotation, molecular function: ATP hydrolysis activity; P-type sodium:potassium-exchanging transporter activity; ATP binding. NCBI's taxonomy places the organism in Eukaryota, Metazoa, Arthropoda, Insecta, Hymenoptera, Apidae. Gene Ontology annotation, biological process: potassium ion import across plasma membrane; intracellular sodium ion homeostasis; intracellular potassium ion homeostasis. Gene Ontology annotation, cellular component: membrane. The transcript is spliced from 10 exons. The coding region runs from base 101 to 3208 and encodes 1035 amino acids. The record is from RefSeq and is a predicted model, not a curated record.